UUAGAAGACAAGGGGGUAACCGACUUGCCAAAUAGAAGCCCACGCCAUUUGACUAUUGGGAGGUUCCCCCACACCAUUACUUGCUUCCUGUCUCUUGCAGAUUGAAAUGAACUUGGCACUCUAAUAUAUCUGGUAGAGUCAGCUGGCAUGUAAGUGCCACUCCACUGUAAACGGUGGCAAGCAGGCCCUAAACCCUAGAAGCAGCCGACUGAUAGGAGCAAAGCAGGGUAUUUGGAAGGGCAAAGAGACAAAAUGUGGGAAACAUGACGCGUUGUAUGGCAUGGCAGACACCUCUCUCAAACAUUUCAACAAACAGUUAGUGUGCAGCUUGUAGCUUUAAAUGUACUCCUCCAAAGAAGAAUCACGGAAUCCAAGGAAGCGCCUCGCAAUUUGCUACAUCUCACAAUGGUUGCAGCAGAGGAGACGCAUUUCUUUUAACCAUUUAAAUGACUCCACGUAUCAUGGAUAACUAAUCGCGUCCUGUAAAGCUUCUAACCAUCACAGAAUACGAAAACAGAAAGAGAAUCAAUGCUUUGGCAAUAGAAUGUGUCUAUCUCGAUCUAUCUAUGGCAGUUUUGGAUAUUGCUCCGUCGUUCUUCACCGUUGCCGUGCUGCGGACCUGCGGCCGCCUGCCACCGCCGGCGGUGCUAGCUCAUCAACGUCUCUUUCUGUUUGAUAAUAAGGGUGUACAGAAUGGUCAUUAAAACCUUGACCGGCUAUUUCUUCAUCCUCAAAUGGAGGGCGGUGGUUUGUGGUUCCACCAAAGGUUAGGUGGAGCUUCUUUGUAAUGUUUUGGAAAAAGAAGAGAUCGAACACUUGCGCGCCGGUUGACUGCGAGCCCGUCGAGCCCUUUCCCACUUUCACACGCACUUAUCCACCCCGCCUCCACUUUUUUCCAAGGCACCAAGCUGUCUUUUCCUCCCCUUAUAACACCAAACAACUGCCCCCGAGACGUGAACGAUCGAGGCAAAAGAGAUGGACGAGAAAACGCCGGCGGCGAAUCCCGAAGAGCAGGUUCCCUGCGAGGUGUCGGUUCCGACCACCCACGAUCCCGUGAUCACGGAUUCUGUCCACCCGUCAUCGGAACUCAGUCUACCGGCCGAGUCGUAUAGGCUGUCAAAGCAGGAAGAGCGAGAGUGGGUGGAGAGAAUUGGCAAUCUACAGAGGGCGCAAUCGGUCAAGGGAGGAUGCCAACGCCUCGCCAUCAAGACUAACCAGUCCAUCCUUGGACUGCCCAAGUUGCAGAGUUGCGGCUACACCGGCUCAUGCGGCCUCCGGCCGCCGAGCUACCGGAAAGCGCGGCUCUUCCCCGGCCAGGCGCGGAAGGGCAACGGCAGAGUCGUCCUCCCAGAAAUGGAACCGGUCUCCCCCAAGGUUUCCUGCAUCGGAAGCCUCGAUUUAAGGGGUAAAGAGACCCACAGGCGGCGGAAAGCGCCGACGCCGCGGUCCCCCGCUGUGCGCGGCGGAUGGUUCCGCCGAAAGUUGGCGGCGAUGCUUUGCCGGCGGGAACAGGCGGUGGAUUGCGAAGAGCCUUCCAGGGCAGCGGUUGAGGUUCGACGGAAGGCGGAGUAUCCGGCGGCUGUGGCACCAGAAGAGAUGGUGGUCGAGGAGAAGACGCAGACGGUGGCACCACCGGGGAUCGGCGCCAUGAAGAAGUUCACGUCGUGCCGGAAGUCGGCCUCAGACGUCGGUUUCCUUGACUUCGACGAUCUGGAAGUAGGGUCCGGGAUGAAGUACGAGAUGGACCUUCACGUCUCGUCUGCUCCGCCGACCGGACGUUCUCGGGCAGCGGCCGUGAAUCCGUACAGUUAGCCACCGCCCAUGAGGGGCGUGCUUUGGAUAUGAAUCUCAUACUUUGGGUAAACUCGGUAUUUUGUUUUUUCAAAUAUACGACUGUAAGAAUAUAGUGAGUUCACAUGUAAUCUUUGUUUGUGGGUUUCAAUGUAAAGUCAAUUUUGCAUGCA
This is a messenger RNA of Nymphaea colorata (pocket water lily), 1964 nucleotides long. RefSeq lists its product as uncharacterized. The record is from RefSeq and is a predicted model, not a curated record. The transcript has a single exon. Lineage: Eukaryota; Viridiplantae; Streptophyta; Magnoliopsida; Nymphaeales; Nymphaeaceae. Bases 976 to 1812 code for a protein of 278 amino acids.